AUGGUUUACAAAAAGCUUAACUCAGCACUAUUUCUUACCCCAAAACUUUUGUACAUUGCAGUAAAUAUAGAGUACUUUUUGUUCUACAAUCUACGACAGACCUUUCUUACUACAAGGGGAGUAACUGGCACACAGCAAACAAUUACACUUAUUGUUAUGCUUUUAAGCACAUUUUUCAGCAAUAUGGGGAUUGCAUACAUAGCAGAUAAAUUCCAGAGACCGAAAGGAAUUCUUGUGUUCUCUUUGCUAUUCUCUGCAGUCCUGUUCCAAGUUCUGAUGAUGCCAAUUCCCUCUAUUUUAAUUUCAGUUGUGUUCGUGUUCUACUGUAUGUUUAUUCUAUCUACCUUGCCGCUUCUUGACAGGAUUGUGCUAGACUAUCUUCAGAAAGUGCUGCAGGCGCCUGCAUCCUUAUACGGAAGGCAAAGAAUGUUUGGAACGCUGACAUACUGUGCAGUAAACUAUCUUACCGAGUCUCUUGUUUUUGGAAGCGGUGGAAAGAGCAGCAAGGAGGGAAAUUACUCAAGGCUGUGUAUUCCAUACAUUCUGUUUUCAGCGCUUGCAGGUGGGCUUAUCUUUUUGCUUGCACCAGCAGACCGCAUUAGAAGCACAAGCACUUCUUCUUCUAGAAAUCCUCCGCAGUUUUCAAAGGUUCUUAAGAAUCCAGCAUACAUGUUCUUCCUUCUGAUUAUUCUCAUGAAUGGAAUAACCCGAGGAGUCAUGAGCAUGUAUUUAAGUAACUACUAUAAGAAUAUUCUUAACUUUGCAGACUUCAAGCCCUCUAAAAGCCUGCCCAUUUAUGCGCAGUGGGCACUUCAGGGGUUCUAUGCAAACCCAAUGUCCACCUGCAGCACAUUUGGAAUUGUUCUGGAAAUUGUGCUGUUUUUCUGCUCAAAAUCUCUGCUCGGAUUCUUUGGGCUGUACUGGUCUUUCCUUCUAUCGCAAAUGGCGCAGGGGCUGCGGUUCUUCUUAUACACCUUCAUAACGCCAGAAGACCCACUUAGGUUUGAAAAGUGCUGCUUCAUUGAAGUGCUUAAAGGAGUUAACUUUGGGCUAACACAUCUGUCAGGCGUGCAGAUGGCAACUCUUCUAGUUCCAAGCAAUCUAAAGUCAACAAGUCAAAUGAUCUAUACAGGAACGUUUGUCUGUUUAGGAACAGUUGCAGGAGUGAUUGCAGGACACUUCCUCAAAAUUGAUACAUUUGAAGGAGUUCAGAUGGUGUUCAAUGGAUGUACCUAUCUAUCUCUUCUUGCAAUUGGGCUGAUUAUCCUAAAGUAUGGGUUUUUGGACGGCAAACUGUGGGGAAGAAAUGCAGAAAGAAUGCCAGAUCCUGUGCUCUCAGCGCAGACAUCGCACAGCACAUUAGCAAGCCAAGACCUAAAAAAGAGUGAAUCUACACCUGCUGCAAAUUGA
This is a messenger RNA of Nematocida ausubeli, 1410 nucleotides long. RefSeq lists its product as uncharacterized. The record is from RefSeq and is a predicted model, not a curated record. The coding region runs from base 1 to 1410 and encodes 469 amino acids. Gene Ontology annotation, cellular component: membrane. The transcript has a single exon. NCBI's taxonomy places the organism in Eukaryota, Fungi, Microsporidia.